Molecule: messenger RNA, 1500 nt
Organism: Lampris incognitus (smalleye Pacific opah)
Lineage: Eukaryota; Metazoa; Chordata; Actinopteri; Lampriformes; Lampridae
Gene: ric3a
Product: RIC3 acetylcholine receptor chaperone a
Exons: 7
Coding region: 1-1500 (499 amino acids)
Biological process (GO): synaptic transmission, cholinergic; protein localization to cell surface
Cellular component (GO): neuronal cell body; intracellular membrane-bounded organelle; neuron projection
Source: RefSeq, a predicted model, not a curated record
AUGCCCAUGACAACUUGCCAGAAGGUCACUCUGUUGUCCUGCUCCGUCCUCUGCAUCUCUCUCUUCCUGCCCAGGAUGCUUUUAUCCAGAGGGAAAAAGGAUGUAGGGCAGCCCGAGGUGGGGCCGGGGUUUUACCCUCCCAUGAUGCAUCGGUUAUCGCUGCCAGAGGACCAAGAACAGUGGACACAAAACCCUUUUGACUCCAGACCACACAGCAUGGAGGCCAUGGCCAAAGUGACAACCAAGGGGAAACUCAAAAAGUACAGCCUGCUGGGUCAAGUCAUUCCGAUAUACGGCUUUGGAAUCCUCCUUUACAUCUUCUACAUCAUCUAUAAGCUGACCUGUAAAGGGAAGACCACUAAAGCAGAAUUCCCCUAUUCCACAGUAACCAAGGACAUGGGGAGUAACAUUGGGCCUGAUCAGGGGCUGUCCAGGCUGCAGGAGAGGGUGCUGGAAACUGAGAGGAUGGUGAAGAGGCUGGUCUCCAGGAAGAGCCACGGUUCCUCCAGCAGUGGCAGAAAGAGGAAAAGCAAGCGCUCCACAUUAAGGAAGGAGGAGAAAUUGCUCAAGCAGCUGAGACAGAUUACUCAGGUGAUGCAGGAGGGCCGGUUGGAGGGAGCCUCCCCAGAGAUGGAGGCUGAGGAGGUGCCAUAUGCGGCAGACUGGGAAGGUUACCCUGAGGAGACCUACCCGGAAUUUGACCAAUGGUACCAUAGCAAGGACUGUCACACCAUUGUCCUGAAGGUGCCCACCUCUGAGCUGCCCACCGCUGAGGCCCUGGCAGAGAGGAUGGUGCAAGAUGAGGAGGAGGAGAUGGAAAGGAAACUGGAAGUCGUGCGAGAGGAAGAGGAGGAGGAAGAAGAAGGCGAAGAUGAAGAUGAAGAAGAGGAUGAUAAAGAAGAAGAAGGUGAAGGUGAAGAAGAAGAAGAAGAAGAAGAGGAGGAGGAGGAAGAGGAGGAGGAGGAGGAGGAGGAGGAGGAGGAGGAGGAGGAGGAGGAAGCAGAGAGAAGGCACCUACUCAGCCCUCCGUCACCCUUACUUGCUCGGGAAAGGAGAGAAGAGAGGGUGGGUUUGGAGGUGAGCAAGGAGCUGCAGGCUACACAUGGAGGCAAAAAGCAAAUCAGUUUCAGUGACCAUAAAGACGUGUUCCGCUACCUGAAAGAGGACGAUUAUGAGGAGGAGGGGGAGGAGGAGGAGGAUUUGGGGGAAGAGAUGAUGAUGGAGGAGGAGGGCGAGGAAGAGGCGUCGGAUGAGGAGGAAGAAGACGAUCAAAUGUGUGAUGUGGAGAAGGAGGAGGAGGUGGAUGAGGAGGAUCCAGUGACGGAGGCAGAGAGCCUCACGUUCAGCGGCGAGGGUGAGGAGGAGGGCGAGGAGGAGAGCGAGGAGGAUUGCGAGGAAUUCAUAUCAGCAGCUGGGGAAGGCGACAGUCUUACCCACUCACUGAUGGUUAAAGAUGUGGGGACAAGUGGGCUGAGGAUGCGGAACAAGAGAGAGACAUGA